Molecule: messenger RNA, 717 nt
Organism: Saprolegnia diclina VS20
Lineage: Eukaryota; Oomycota; Saprolegniomycetes; Saprolegniales; Saprolegniaceae
Exons: 1
Coding region: 1-717 (238 amino acids)
Source: RefSeq, a predicted model, not a curated record
AUGGCCGUGCUCUGCACCGGGUCCCUGGACCUCCAAGUGGCGGGCAGUAUGAGCUACCUUCACUCGACCGAUGUACCCUGGUACAAGACGUGUCUGGCGGCCAGCGAAGUGUCGUGGCUAGUCGCCAUCGUCAACGACGUCUUGAUGAUCUGGACCAAAGAACACACAGCGCUGUACGUGACACCCAACGGGCGUCUCGUGACCGGCACGACCGCACUCCUAAGUAUGGUGUCGCCCGUGACGCACACCGCGCCGCUCGGCCAUGCGUGUGACAUCGCGCAAGUCGACUUUCAAAUCGUGUGCACGGGCGGCGACGUCGUCAUUGGCGUCAGAAGCCGCGUCGCCCUACUCGUGUUGUUGGUCGGCGUCUUGAACGUCGCAACGUUUGGCUUUAUGCGCUGGCUCGUGCGCAAGCCGCCAAAGAACCACGCCGAGUCGCUCCUGCUCUACGCCGGCGCCAAGUACCUUUUUCUGAGCGCCAAGUGGAUUUACAAGGACGUAUACUACCUCGACCGCGCGUCCGCCGCCCUCAACGGACUCGUCUCGGUGCGCUACAACGGGAGCUAUUACGGCCUCGACAUCAAGACGUGGCGAACGUUUACGCUCACGCAACCGAGCGUGCCAGAGAUACCGUCGGCACACGCUUUGUUUACGCCGGCGAUGCAUGCACUGCCGCUGGCGUGCUUGUUGGACCUCAGCGAAGCGAAGAGGCUAUAA